UUCUCUCCGUCGUUUGAAAAUACCAAGAGAGUUGUGCGCCACUGUACUGAUGUCAUUCUAUUCAAACUGGACCCAGACGCUCCACAAACUUCAAAGAGAGGACACGUUGAGUUAAACAUUUAGAACUAUCGCCACCUCGUCGGUUUUCAUUUUGGUUCCAGUUUUUGUCUUGAGUUUUACUUUUCCUUUCGACUUUUAAUACAAGUACCAGGUUUAUUGUCCUUAUUCCAAUUGGCUUUUUUUUCACGUGGUGUCCAGUUGGGAUAGCGCGCGGGGGAGCGGGACACAACUGUCACCGACUGUAAUCUGAGUCUCGCGCUGUCAAAGACAUGCCGGCUGGGUUUCAGCAACUCGGAGGGGAGACGGUGACUGGAACCCUUGCUCUCUCAGUGUUCACCGCUGUAUUGGGUUCCUUUCAGUUUGGGUACAACAUAGGUGUCAUCAACGCUCCUCAGAAGAUCAUUGAAGCGGACUACAACGCUACAUGGGUGCAUCGGUAUGGAGAGCCCAUCCCCAGCAGUACCCUCACGACCCUGUGGUCCCUGUCCGUAGCCAUCUUCUCUAUCGGCGGCAUGAUCUCCUCCUUCUGUGUGGGCGUCAUCUCAGAGUGGCUGGGGAGGAGGAAAGCCAUGCUCAUUAACAACUUGUUUGCCUUCAUCGGAGGAGGUUUGAUGGGCAUGGCCAAGAUCAGCCGGUCCUUCGAGAUGAUGAUUCUGGGACGAUUCGUCAUCGGUGCAUACUGUGGAUUGGCAUCGGGGCUGGUGCCCAUGUAUGUGGGUGAGAUAGCCCCUACCAGUCUGCGAGGGGCAUUGGGCACGCUCCACCAGCUGGCUAUUGUCACAGGGAUUCUCAUAGCACAGGUCCUGGGUCUGGAGUCUUUGCUGGGCAGUGAGGAGUUGUGGCCAGUGCUGGUGGGUGUGACCGUUCUGCCCACUGUCCUGCAGAUGGUGCUGCUGCCCUUUUGCCCCGAGAGCCCCCGCUUCCUCUACAUCAUCCGUUCCCAGGAGCACCACGCCAAGAGCGGCUUGAGGAGGCUGACGGGGAGACAGGAAGUGGGGGAUAUGCUGGCGGAGAUGAAGGAGGAGAAGAGGAGGAUGGACAUGGAGAGGAAGGUGUCCAUCGCAGAGCUCUUCCGCUCCCCCAUGUACCGGCAGCCCAUCAUCAUCGCCAUCCUACUGCAGCUCUCACAACAGCUGUCCGGGGUCAACGCUAUCUUCUACUACUCCACCAGUAUCUUCCAGAAGGCAGGGGUCCAGAGCCCUGUCUACGCCACUAUAGGAGCCGGUGUGGUCAACUGUGCCUUCACCGUGGUCUCGCUCUUCCUGGUUGAGAGGACGGGUCGCCGGACACUACACAUGCUGGGCCUGUCUGGAAUGUGCGGCUGCGCCAUUGUCAUGACAAUGGCUCUCGCCCUAUUGGACAGUGUUCCCUGGAUGAGUUACAUCAGCAUGCUGGCCAUCUUUGGAUUCGUGGCCUUCUUCGAGGUGGGCCCCGGCCCCAUCCCCUGGUUCUUUGUGGCUGAGCUCUUCUCCCAAGGCCCCAGGCCUGCUGCUAUGGCCGUGGCCGGAUUCGCCAAUUGGACAGCCAACUUCAUUAUCGGCUUUGGCUUCCAAUAUGUUGCUGAGCUUUGUGGGCCAUAUGUCUUCCUCAUCUUCGCCGCGCUCCUGCUAUUCUUCCUCAUCUUCACCUUCUUCCGGGUGCCGGAAACUCGGGGGAAGACGUUCGACCAGAUCUCCAACACCUUCAGCAAACACUCACCCGCCAUGAUAGAUAUGGACCUGGACAUGGAGCUGGGCAAACGCAGCACAGAGAUGGAUUACCUGGGGGAGGAGGGGAGCCUCAACUGAGGGGAUCCCAUUGGGCAACUGGGGAAGGCAGGCAGAGGAGGCCAGACAGACUGUGGGGUGGUGGGCAGGGGAAGAGAAAAAUGGUAACAUCCUUUCACCAUUUAUCGAGUUGCAUCUAGGCAUAUCAAGUAGGGAAGAGGGAUGGCGUGUGGGUCGAGGGAUAGGGAGGUGUAAUCUGUUUGGAAUGGGGGCCAUAGUUGAUGCAAUAGCUGCCACUGGGAAAUUAGACUAGAGUGAAAAAUAUUGGCAGAAUCAGGGGUUGCAGGAUUUGAGUCAAGGAAAAGGUUACACAAUAUUACAAAACAUUGCACCAACUGAACAGACGCCAGAAAGGGUGAAGGGUCAGUGGGGUGGGAGAUUUAUUACCAGAGCAACCCAUAAUGGGUGAUCAGGAACUAGAAUGUUUCUGAACCUUGAGGCAUUUACCCCACCCCCGGUGUACAUGUACAGAUGGGGGUGAUUUGAUUCUGAGAGACUGCACAGAUGUUCAAUAGAGGGAAAGAGACUUGGAGAAACUUGUAUUCCUGCACUUUAUCUACAAAUACAGAUGUUUUCAGAGAGAGAGAACCUGGUUGAAAUAAGACAAAAAACAUGUACCUUUUUACAAAGCUAUGGCGUGUGGCAUUGACUGACAGAUUUUAUUUCUGAUCAAGUUAACAAGUCUCAAAGCAGGCUAACCACUCCACCGCUAGCAACCCACUUCGUGUCCCUAAACUUGCUUACACAAAAUAGUGGACCGCUUUAACAUGCGACUCAUUGCACAGCCUACAGAGACUUUACGGAGAGGAAAUCCUGUAUUUAGUAGAUCUUCAGUUUCUGAAUGGGACAGGGCCCCAAUGAGCACUACUAGUAUUUAUUCUACUGGUUUCCAAAAGUAGUCCUAUAUAGUUGAUAUGGCAACAGGCCUCUGAUACCGUCGCAGCCAUCUGUCCCUAAACAACUACGCAUGUGCUGGUUGCUGUCUAUUCUGUACCAUUUUGAGUGACCAUCUUCAUGAAGAUUUGUAUCAAGUAGGACCUGUGGUUUAUGUAAAGUACGAAAAAAAAAAAAACAAGGUAUGCCGUGUUGUGGUUCACGUGACAAUUGUCCCCAUUUGACAGACAUGUUGAGCCAACAUUUCAGAGUAAUUUCAUAUAUUACCAUCCCCAGAAGUGUCAUAAAGCAUAUCAAAUAUACUGCAACUUAAGUCAUGUUAUAGUUUAGAUGAAAUAUGUAACAGGCUCCUGUUCUUGAUGCUACUGGAGCUCGAGUUGAAGAAAUUAAAUAACUUCAACUUUG
Molecule: messenger RNA, 3125 nt
Organism: Salmo salar (Atlantic salmon)
Lineage: Eukaryota; Metazoa; Chordata; Actinopteri; Salmoniformes; Salmonidae
Product: solute carrier family 2, facilitated glucose transporter member 4
Biological process (GO): dehydroascorbic acid transport
Cellular component (GO): endomembrane system; perinuclear region of cytoplasm; plasma membrane
Molecular function (GO): D-glucose transmembrane transporter activity
Source: RefSeq, a predicted model, not a curated record